GCAGUUUCCAAGAUGGCGGCCGUGUAUCUGCAAGAACAAGGGUUUGAGGAGUACGCGCGCGCAAGACGGCUCAGCGAGGAGGAGUCCCGGCAGGACCCGGAGACUGAGCCCUACAGGUCCAAGUACAAAGCACGGGAACUACUACUGGGGCUCAGCGAGGCUCUCAAGGGGUUUCUGGAUGAGUCUCAAGCAGAGGAAAAUGUUGAGCUGACCCUGCAGCUGGGUGAGGUGUUUCUCCACCUGGGGUCGAACUUCAGUGACACGGAGGAGGUUCCGACAGGUGAGAAGUAUUUCUCCAGGUGUGCCGACCUUCUACAAGGUCACAAGCUGGACCAGCGCUGCGUCAACACCAUCCUCACCUGCCUGAACCAGCUGGGGAUCCUGUGGGUUUCCCGAUCAGAACCAGAGAAGGCCCUGGAGAUGCUACAGGAAGCUGAGGAACUAUACAAAAUCUACAUGCACAACGUGGGACAACCCCCCCUGCAGCUACAUGAACUGCUGAGUCCUGAUCCGUUCGGCAGCCCAAAGUCUCGGCUUGCAGAGUUUGAGAAAACUCACACGCUGACUCUCUACUACCUCGCACAGACCUACCCUAAACUGGGGGACAACGAAAAGUCGGCAGCCUACUGUCACCUGACCCUGAGCCGACAGCUCCAGUCUGGGAACUACCAGCCGCUGGACUGGGCGACAAACUGUGCAACUCUGUCCCAGUACUACAUCACACGGGACAACUUUACACAGGGGAGGCACUGUCUAGCGAGCGCGAGUUGUGUGAUGUCACAGGUUCCGGAGCCGUGUGACGAGGUGGAGGACGGAGAGAACGAGACAGGGAGGGAGAAACUGGAGCGGAGACGGGCCGACAUCGCGCGCUGCUGGCUCAAGUACUGCCUCGUCAUGCUGCAGGAAUCAAGACAAGCCCUGAUGGACGACAUCGGUGAGAUGGACAGAACGAAGCAGAAGGACCUGGCGGAGGGCCGGGCGGUUGCCAGUAGCAACGGUAGCCAUAACGACGACAAACAGGAGAAGCCGGAGGAUCCAGAAAAUCCAGCAGGUGCAGAUGGGCCGGCCCGUCACCAUGGCGAUGAGAAGAGUCUGUUGAGAUUUGAGAGUCUGGAGCUGACCUUGGAGGAUCAGGUUACGGACAGGAAGGUCACCGACUUCGACCAGGCGCGGGGAGUUUUCCUGGUGGGACAGAAGUACGUAAACGCAGCGAAGCAGUUCUACGUGUUGGACGGGCACGUCACUGACUUCGUGGAGAUCACACAGGACUGGAGUCAGCUGUUCCGAGCACUGUCGUUUUUCGAGCAGGAUUUUGAGCGCCGAUGUAAGAUGCACAAACGUCGUGUGGACAUGUUACAGUCCCUCCUGUCUGAACUCAACCAGCAGCAUUACCUACUGGUGUGCAGACAGAUCAUGUACGAAAUCGCAGAGACUUUCAGUGAGAUGCUGGAUUUGAAGGUAGCGAUUGCGGAAACAGGAGACGAGAGACCGACGAUUCAUGCCGUCAAGAAAAUCAACACUUUGGCCCAGCAGUCCAUCGGCCACUACCAGAUGUUCCUAGACUCCUUAAGAAAUGCGGAUAAGGAGAUGCCGAAGACGUUUAAUGAAGACACCGUCCGGCCGGCUCUGGUCGCACACUUCUGUGUCGGGAGACUAUAUUCCAAGUUCCUGACCUCUGACCCCCAGCUCAAGCUGCAAAACAUGUCCAAAAGCCUGGACCACUAUCAGUACCUGGUGGACUAUUGCACAUCUCAUCCCGACAUCACUGCCGCAGUACAGAGUGAACUUGAGAUCUGCACAGAGAUGUCCCAGCUGCUUCCGAUUCAGAUGGAGAAAAUUCGCCUCACGCUGACCUGAGUAAAGAACCCAGCACACUUAUGAAUCAGCGCAGGGCUGCCCCGGAUAUUUGGCUACAAACCUAAGCUGUGGCAAAACUGCAUUGCAGGAGUCUUGUGGCUACUUUUGCGC
This is a messenger RNA of Branchiostoma belcheri (Belcher's lancelet), 1968 nucleotides long. Its product is annotated as KIF1-binding protein homolog. Lineage: Eukaryota; Metazoa; Chordata; Leptocardii; Amphioxiformes; Branchiostomatidae. The transcript is spliced from 18 exons. Gene Ontology annotation, molecular function: protein binding. The record is from RefSeq and is a predicted model, not a curated record. The coding region runs from base 13 to 1857 and encodes 614 amino acids.